This is a messenger RNA of Medicago truncatula (barrel medic), 1224 nucleotides long. RefSeq lists its product as uncharacterized. Gene Ontology annotation, molecular function: nucleic acid binding; RNA-DNA hybrid ribonuclease activity. The transcript has a single exon. The record is from RefSeq and is a predicted model, not a curated record. Bases 1 to 1224 code for a protein of 407 amino acids. NCBI's taxonomy places the organism in Eukaryota, Viridiplantae, Streptophyta, Magnoliopsida, Fabales, Fabaceae.
AUGAAUUCGAAGCCUCCCCUCCCACAAACAUUCUACUCAUCCGCCCCCCAUCUUGAAGAGCUUACAGUAAGUCAACUCUUGAAUCCAGACUCCCUCUCAUGGAAUUACACGUUGGUCCAAUCUAUUCUUAAUCCACAAGAUGUUGUUGCCGUAACUUCUAUUCCCUUACAUGUUCGCUUAAUGGAAGACACUUGUUUGUGGAAUGCUUCGUAUGACGGAAAGUACACAGUAAAGUCAGCCUAUCGCAUAUGCGUCGAUCUCCUCCAUUCAACUACAGAUUCAAUUCACUAUCCAUGGAUGAACCUGUGGAAACUAAAGACUCCACAUCGCGUCGGCUCAUUCCUUUGCCGUCUUGCUCAUCAAUGCUUGCCUACACGCACAAAUCUCAACACGAGAGGCAUUCCAUGUGACGAUUCGUGUGUUAUAUGUGAAUCACUGUUGAAACUCAUAUGCACCUUUUCUUUGUUUGUUCCAAGGCUACGGAAUUUUGGGAUCAUAUUGGCAUGGGAAAUCAAAUUCGUGAGCUGCUGCAACAGGCUAAUGAUUUCACUUCUAUUAUCUCUAUACGAACAACAAAUAGCUGCUAUGUUAUGCUGGAGUUUGUGGAAGACACGAAACACAAAACUUUGGGAGGCUUUAGACACAACUUCGUCCUUCACCGUCUCGCGAACGAAAGACACCCUUCAUGAAUGGAGCUGUAUGCAAAGAGUAAAACCCCAUGUCCUGAAUGUGGAGUACCCUACCUCUUGGACAAAACCACCAGCUGGUGUGAUCAAAUGUAAUGUAGACGCUGCAAUAUUCCACAACAACACGAUAGGAUACAGAAUGUGUUUCCGAAACUCUGUGGGCCACUUCUUGAUGGGGAAAUCUGCCCACCUUCACUCCUCAGUAUUUGUCCUAGAAGCAGAAGCUCUUGCAUUGCUUGCAGCAAUCAACACGGCCAUUUCACUUGGUUACCACAAUGUUAUGUUUGAAACUGACAGCAAGUUGCUUGCAGAUGCCAUAAUUUCUUCUUCAUCCUUCCACAAUGAGCUCGGGGACCUGCUAGUUCAGUGUAGGGGUCUCUUGGCUACCAACUUCGACUUUAUAGUGUCGUUUAUUCGGAAGCAAGCGAAUAGGGUUGCACAUAGCAUAGCUAGAGCAUCCUUAUGCCAUCCUAGCCCCCAUAUCUUUUAUAUUGUAUCAGAUGAUCUGUACUCUAUAAUUAUUAAUGAAAUGCAUUAA